AACGAAGCUGAAGCUGGAUCGGGUGUCUGGAGAGAAACAGGCCCUGCUGCAAGAGAACAGGAGCGUGGAGGGAGACAGAGAUGACCUCCGACAAAAGCUGAGACAGAUAACAGAGGAAAAUGUCCUAAUUAAAGAGAGUGAGAUGAAUUUGAGGCGCAGGGCGAUAGCAUCGGAGGAGGAAAGCAAAAAGGCAAAUCAGGCUCAGCGGGAGGCCGAGGCCGAGAGGCGUCUGGCUGAGAAGGAGAGGCAGGAGAGAACAGCCGAGUGUCUCAGCUGGAGGGAGAAGCACCAGGACUUAUCCAACAAGUUCAGAGCUCAGGAGGACCUGAAGGCCCUGAGGCAGAACAAAGCAUGUCAAGCCAACAUCAAGAGUUAUUUCCUCUGCAUGACAGAAAGCGACCAGAGGGUUAAAAUUCUCAAAAACCAAGAUGGCAACCCAAGAAACUUCACAGAGGGAGACCCCGUGUUCAUCUCCACUCCUGAGUCCAGUCCUGACGAGCCUGAACGGAGUUCAUCCAGGACCAUGUUGAGGGUCUCUGCCCCACAAAUGGGGAGGGAUCUGGGUCCGAGUCACUUUGAUGAGCUGCACGCCUUCGGAGGAGAGCGACCUGACUCUGCCCCUCUACGCAGAAGCAGAAAGGUGGUCGAAUACUUCUGGAUCCCUACAGACCAGGAAUAGACAGCAAU
Molecule: messenger RNA, 687 nt
Organism: Micropterus salmoides (largemouth bass)
Lineage: Eukaryota; Metazoa; Chordata; Actinopteri; Centrarchiformes; Centrarchidae
Exons: 5
Coding region: 143-679 (178 amino acids)
Source: RefSeq, a predicted model, not a curated record